Messenger RNA from Loxodonta africana (African savanna elephant), 6751 nucleotides. It is a transcript of the gene TMEM265, whose product is annotated as transmembrane protein 265. Gene Ontology annotation, cellular component: membrane. The coding region runs from base 1643 to 1972 and encodes 109 amino acids. Lineage: Eukaryota; Metazoa; Chordata; Mammalia; Proboscidea; Elephantidae. The record is from RefSeq and is a predicted model, not a curated record. The transcript has 2 exons.
UUUUUUUUUCUUCCCUCUUACUCUUGCCAAAACCCCAGUGCCUGAUCUCUAACUCGGAUUAUAUACACCUUUGAGGGGAAAAUCUCCACUCAAGAAGAAGGAAGAUUGGCAGAUUUGACCUCCUGGUAGGGUGCCUUUCCCUAAGGGUUGAGAUUUUAAGUCACUUGGAUUCUUACACCUUUCCUUCAGUUCAAUCCCAUUGGCUCUUGGACUUUCCCUUUGAGCUCUGAUGCCUCAGACUUCCCUUUUAUCCUUGCUCAGGUGCUUCCUUGUACUCUUUCCAUGAAGGCAGGCAUCCCACCUCCAGUUGCCCCAUCCCUUAACCCUCCCCUGCUUUCCAUCCAGCCAAACUGGUUUGAGUCAGCCACACCCCCUUCCCAGCUCCUGGGGCUCCUCAGGUGGUGGGGUGGCCACUCAACCCCACCCCUGGGCUUGGCUUGGAGUCCUGAGUCAGCUCGUUCUCCACCCAAGCCAAAUCAAACCUGAGGCAGGAGCCGAAACUUACAGUCCCUCGAGGCGUGUAGCCAGGUAAGAGCCCCUGUUCCUUUUUACAUUUCUUCUGACCUCAACUCCCUGGACCUUCUUGUGUUCUCCACUGGCUGAGUGUAUCUGUUUACCUCAUUUUGAGUUCCUCACACCCAUUCCCUUGCACCUUUGUGCCCCACAUUAUUUUUUGGUCUUUUCUUGUCUCUGACUCCUUGAUCCAUUGUCACCCAUGUUUAGGGAGCUACACAUGGUGUCUCUUUGUCUAGGGUGUAGGGGAAUGGUUGGAAAUGAGGGUGGAAAGGUGGUUUGAUGCCAGAGCUCAGAGGACCUGAGGAGUAGGGAGAUGGGAAAUGGCAUAAGGCGUCAUGCAGGUUUCUGUUUAGGUGAUGAGAUCAUUUGGGAGUGUUUUAUCUAAUUAUGAUGGUGGCCUGGGUUAAAAUGGAAAGAAGGUGGAGGGAGUCACAUAUCAAAAGUGGUCCCAACUGGGAAAGUAAGGUCUUUCUGGUGUUCAGUUUCCUCAACUGUGUAUGUAUGUAUGUAUAUAUUUAUGUAUUUCUUGUGAAAACUCAGUUCGGGGGUGGGGUAAGGAAAGGUAAAAACUACCUAUCUAUGCCAUAGGUAAUUUUUAACCUUUCCUUACCCCACCCCCGAACUGCGUUUUCAUAUGAAAUGGCUGUUCUACUUGAAGUGGGGUGGAGGACCUAGGGUCCUGCUCUCUGAUCAUCCUUAAUACUCAGGGGCAACCUCUGAGGAACUUCCGGGAACCCUAAGACCCUUUGAAAUUCAAGGUGAAAUCACUGGCUUUGAUGGUCUCAGGUUCCUGGCAGCAUUUAGAAUUCUGUGUUUCCUGAUUCUCAGUGUGCACCUGUCAGUGCUUCUCUCUGCUUAUCAGUAAGUAACAGAUAAUGCUAUUCUCAAACCGGCUUGCCUUCAAAGACUUGAGGGAAUCUUAAAUUGAGGAAAAAAAGAUUGUAGCCACACAUUUCCUCUCCUGGUGUAUGAGUCACUAGAGGAAUCCCCCAGUAAGGCAGGAUUCCUGGAAGUUGGGCUAGGCCAUGAGGACAGACUGCUGUGAGAGGGGUGGAGUCUGACUGAGCAAGCCAGACGAAGGGCUCAGUUUGGGGCUUACAGGUACCUUGACUGUUGUCCACAGGUCAUGGAGGACGAGGAGAAGGCAAUGGAGAUCUUGGUGAGCAACACGGAGGCUGCUCAUCCUCCAUCCCCCAUCCACUGUUGCUGGCUCCGCCUCCGCUACUUGGCAGCUACUAGCAUUAUCUGUGGUUGUUCUUGCCUGGGAGUCAUGGCCCUUGUGUUUGCCAUCAAGGCAGAAGAGCGGCAUAAGGCAGGCCGGUCCGAGGAGGCAGUGCACUGGGGGGCCCGGGCCCGAAGGCUCAUCCUGGCCAGCUUUGCCGUCUGGCUCACAGUCCUUGUUCUAGGCCCCCUGCUGCUGUGGCUGCUCUCCUACGCCAUCGCCCAAGCUGAGUGACCCUGGGUAGCCUCUGCUGAAGGUCAGCUGAGACUUCCUGGAUCCUGGAAUGCGGCAUUGCUGGGGUCCAGUGCCAGCAGUGGCCCUUGUCUGGCUGGAAGGAUGGUGUCUCUCCCAUCCUUUGAGAAGAGAAGCUUUGAGAAAUGCUCUUCUAGCCCUGUGUAGGAGGAGGGCAGCAGUUGAGACUGAUGAGAGGAGGUUAGCCUGCUCUGUUCUUUCAGCACCCACUACCCCAUAUUCCCCCACCCCAUCCGAAGGGCCUUCGCUGAGAAGUAGAGUUGGAGACCAGGCCUGAUUUUAUUAUAAUUUUGUUUUGUAAUAAAAACCUUUUUUAGUGCUGAAAUGCUCUUGUCUAAUUGCUCUUCCCCUGCUUUCCCCUGGGCCCUUGGUGAGAGUCUGGCUAGACCUCUGACUGAGGGCAGAGCCUGGAUCUCAUCAUCCAGGAGCUCUUUUUCUGCAAGUUUCCUUUCUUGGAAAGACCCUAGCUUCUCCUUCACAUUUCAACAGAGGCCCUGAGGCCAGGGAGGAUGAGUAGUAGCAGCAGCUACUCUUUAUUGAGUAUUUGCUAUGUUUUAGGUGUGUUCUAAGCACUUUAUAUUUCUUAACUCCUUCAGUCCUCAUGAUAACACAAUAGUAGUUAAAAUUGUUCUCAUUUUAUAGCUGAGAAGACUGAGGCACAGAUUUGCCCAAGGUCAUACAGCUAGUAAGUGGCAAUGCAGUGAUUAAACCUAGACAUUUUGGUCCCAGAGUUGAGAGAAAAGUAAAAGGGUUGGGUAACAGCAGCAACCACGGUAUAUGUAUUUAUAUAGAUUUCAAUGAAUUUUUACAUCGGAUACCUUGGGCCUCAAUAAUCUUUAACCUUUUUUUUUUCAAUUGUGCAGUGUGUCACACAUACAGAAAAGUACCUAAAACAAAUGUACAGCUCAGUACAUUAACACAAAGCAAAUAGCUGAAUAACCACCAUUCAGUCAAGAAAUCGAGCACCGCCAGCACUCCAAAGUUCUUCAUGAAUCUGCCAGUCACCACCCCUUCCUUUCUUCCCACAGGAAGUACCAUGCUGACUGCUAACAAUGUAGUUUAAUUUUGCCUGUAUUUGAACUUUAUAUAAAUGGAACUAUAUUCUUUUUAUGUCUGGCUUCUUUUACUUAACGUUAUGUUUGUGAGAUAGUCUAUGUAGCUGUAGUUUUUAUUGCUGUAUAAUAUUUUAUUAUAUGACUAUAUCACAGUUUAUCCAUUUUCUGUUGCUAAACUUUUGUGGUGUUUCCAAUUUGGAGAUACUAUGAUUCAUGUAGCUGUGGACAUUCUGGUAAUAUUUCUUGGUGUACAUAUGCCUUGGAAAUGGAAUUUUUGGGUUACCUCACCACAAUUCAGAGACCAGCAGAGCACCUAAAGGACUUAGAGAUGUUGCAUACUGAAGAGAGAAGAUUAGAGGGAAAGAAGAGACACACGAUGGUGGUCUUCAGUGUUCUGAAGGGCUCUAGGAAGGAAGAGUGACACGAAUCCAUUGGUGGUCCCAGAGGUUAGGAUUAUGACGAUGGGUAGAAGCCAUAUAUAGGGCAGUGGUUCUCAACCUUGGCUUCACAGUAGAAUCAUCUGGGGAGCUUUAAAAAAUACUCCAGAGGUUAUAAUUUAAUAGGUGUGAGGUACUGUGAGGACAUCAGGAUUCUUUAACCUUACUGAUUCUAGCACCAUUGUUUGAGAUCCACUGCUCUUUAGAAAAGAUUUGGUUGUAUUCACUCUACUAGUCCCUAAAUGAGGAAAGAAAGGUAACGCAUUUAAAAGACAAAUGGGAAAAAAAAGUUAAGCUAAUGCUUGAUUAAUUAGGAGUGUCAGUUUACUAGAAGAGAAUAUUCCAUUCCCCCAGACUCUAGUUAAUUUUGACAAUGUUUCAAUCCUACAGAACUAUGAAAGAUUAGUACAAUGAACGUCUGUAUACCCUUCACCAAGAUUUAUAAUUUUUAACAUUUUUCCACAUUUGCUUUAUGUCUUUAUAUAUAUGCAUAUUGUUAAUGCUGAACUAUUUAAGGGUAGUUUGCAGGCCCUACAUCCCUAAAUACUUCAUGAUUGUAAGAAUGGCAUGGGGGUGUCUGACCUCCUCUGACUUCACGAUGGGGGAGAAUCAGCAUCAGUAGCCCAAGGCUGAUUCCUAUGAGGCAGAAGUUAGACAAACCUCUCUCCAACCUUUUUACCAAUUCUGACACUGUCCAUCCAUCCCACCGGACUUUCUACUUCUCUGCUAUGUUCGAUAAUUCAUUGCAGUGGCCACACAGAACUCAUAGACAGUAUUCACAAUUAUGGGGCUUAUUAGGGAAGUAAUAGGUUACAAUUGAGGCUCAGGAACAACUCAGGAUACAGUUCUUCAAUGAUGAUAGCUUCUUCUCAGCCAUGCCCCCAGGCAGGCCUCUCUCUGGUCUUUGGCCCUUCGGGCCUGGCUGCUGCCAUGCUUGGGCAAGUGUUACAAAGCUCUUUGGCUCCACCAAUAAGUGCCCAGAGGCACUUCACCCUGCUGGUAAGCCUCGGCCUGAACGCACAGGUUAGGAGCCUAGCUCCACCAAAUGCCAGGAGGCACCCCAUUCCACAGGAAGCCUCCUGCCUGAAGGCACUCAGCUCUCUUGCUCUGUGUGACAUUUUUGAAGUGAGAUCACUAGUUGUAGAAUGUCACUCAACUUAGAGUCUGAGGCAUUUUUGGCAGAAAUACUACAUAAAUGGCGUGUCGUCAGUACAUCUCAUCAGGAGGCACGUGAUGUUGGUUCUGUUAUUGGUGGUGGUAACAUUGACAACUUGGUUGAGGCAGUGUCUGUCUUUAAAAAUAAUCUGUAUAAAAAAGUUAAUCUGUGUAAAUACCGUGCUCCCCAGCACAUUUCCACCAAUGAUUUUAGUGCCCGUUAAUUUUGCCCAAAUCAUUUAUUACCGAGUCCUGAAAAAUGUUGUUGUUCUAACUUCAUCAUUCCUUCUACAUUUUUUAGUUGGCAUUCUGCUAUCAAGAAAAUACUUUUCUCCCCUCUUUAUUACAGUGUUCACUGUCAGCGUGGACUCAGAUUGUUUUUAAUUCAAUUUGUCGUAUCUGUUACUGUCAUUAUCCUCAAUUUUUUUUGUUGAGGUAGUAUUUACAUUAAAGUGCAUAGAUCUUAAGUGUGCAGCUUGAUGAGUGUUUAUAUAUGAUUGUUCCCAGGUGAACAGAACAUUUCCAGCACAUCAGAAGGCUCCUUCAGGGCUCUCUCAGUCUUGUUAUUCAUUUUGUCCCUGAUUUGAUCACUGGAAACCCCUUCAACCUGGUGACUGUGUUCUUUUGAUAAGUGAUAAGUCCUAAUCAUUCUGAGUACUUCCUACCUUUUUGGCACAAACUGUUCCAUGUUCAUCUUGUACUUUCCCUGCACUGGUCUGGGAACUGGCCACUCUCCCAAGAAGUCUUGGUUCCUCUUAGUGAGGGCUGUUACAGUUAUUUUAAAAAUCAAUAUCUGGACCUUAGGUGUGCUCAUUUUAAUGGGAUGUUAAUGCUCCUGGUGGUGCAGUGGUUAAAACACUUGGCUGCUAACCAGAAGGUCACAGUUUGAACCCACUAACAGCUCCAUGGGACAAAGAUGUGGCAGUCGGCUUCUGUAAAGAUUACAGCCUUGGAAAUCUUAUGGGGGUAGUUCUACUCUGUCCUAUAGGGUCACUAUGAGUUGGAAUCAACUCAAGGGCAAUGGGUUAGGAACUUCCAGAGGUCAGAGCUAGAAAAUAAUCUAAUUUUAUCUAUUUUAACCCAUUUUUUAAUCAUACUUCCAAUUUCAACCCAACAUUCUAGGAUUCUUCCUGUCCUUUCCCCAACCCCAAAUUCUUAAAUUCCAUAUGCAUAUAGCAAAAACCCUGGCUCCCAACUACAUCAAUAUGUUUAUUAACUUGCUCAUUUUCAGAAUGAUUACCCCAUUUUACUACCAACAACAAACCUACUAAAAGCUCGAGAUUUCUUUGCAGUACUUUUGUCUUUAGAUUUAUGGUAUAAAGUCCAAGUAUUCUGUUAAGUUACUUGGAUUCGUUUUUCUCCCCUUGCAUGGUUUGUGAUCCCAAAGUGACAUUUCUUAGCUGUCUGGAGACUAAAUGUAUUCAUUCUAAGCCUCAUUCGCUGGAACAUAACCUCCACAAGGGUAGGGACUUGUUUGUAUUGUUAGCCCAGUGCCUAGCGCCUCGAUGUUGAACAAAUAUUUGUUGAAUGACUAAGUGAAUGCCAGGGCUGAGCUAUGUGCACUGAGAAGGCUUAUUAAGUCGCUCUUGGCGGAAGUUCACAACCUGGUGGGCUUAGAACACAAUGUGAUAACACCCAAAGGCUUUUGGGAAGGAGUGGUGGAAGCUUGGGAAGCUGUGUCACCCCAGGUGGGGAACGCUGGGGCUUUGGAGGUACUCAGUGGGAGCCGGAGAGGCUAUGGGAUGAGGCGGUCCGUUCUGGCUGAGGGGCCGUGGCUUGUCCCAGCCUGCAUCAAGUGACCGAGCUGGGGUCUAGGCUGCCUGCGUUCGAGCGUUUUCAGGACUCCAGGCGGGCCAAUAUGAAAAAAGCCAAAUUCAGACAGGGAUGCUAGGAGGAGACUGUAGGGAGAGCCGUCUCAAGUCCAGCAACAGGAGGCGCAGGAAAACCCUGCGUCUGGGCUGCCGGGAGGUCACGCUUCCAGGGAAACCUAACUUCCGGGUCCCAACCCGGGCCUCCAACACCACUUGACAACAAGCUCCACCCUCUGUCGCGUGCGGUGAUUGGUUGGAUCUGAAGACCCGCCUCAGCGUCUUAGUCCUAGGUAACUUCAAGCU